This is a messenger RNA of Penicillium oxalicum, 2136 nucleotides long. RefSeq lists its product as uncharacterized. Gene Ontology annotation, molecular function: zinc ion binding; DNA-binding transcription factor activity, RNA polymerase II-specific; sequence-specific DNA binding. The coding region runs from base 1 to 2136 and encodes 711 amino acids. The transcript has 4 exons. The record is from RefSeq and is a predicted model, not a curated record. Lineage: Eukaryota; Fungi; Ascomycota; Eurotiomycetes; Eurotiales; Aspergillaceae. Gene Ontology annotation, biological process: positive regulation of transcription by RNA polymerase II; DNA-templated transcription. Gene Ontology annotation, cellular component: nucleus.
AUGACGGCCCCCAAAAAGAAGCGGACAACCCAGCAGCGUCACAACGCCAUCCGAGCCUGUGACAUUUGCAAAGAGAAGAAGACCAGAUGCAGCGGGACCCUCCCAUGUAUGCGGUGUUAUCGAUUAUCGCUGGCGUGCGAGUACCAAUCCUCAUAUUCCCGAGGACUGGCCGCUCCACUGCCACCACCUCUUGAUCCUUCUCAAGCCAUCGACAUCGAAGGCUGCCCGCCACUGCCAGCUCCAACAGCGGCACCUUCCAGAUCCCCCAGCGCACGAAUCGCUCUGAAUGACACACUCUCUCAAAGUCAACCUCUCACUUCGAACGUGGGGCCCGCAUCGGGGCUCGCCUUUCUCAAUCGAGUCUGUGAGGAUCUCAAGAAGGACAAAUCGCUGCCACCGACUCAAUCCACAUCGCCUGCUUUUACUGGCGUAGUCAAUCCAGAGACUCCCGAUGCAUCUUCCAUAUUCAGUUAUGGAGACAAGCCAUACUCUGCCUACUAUGUGCCAGAAGCUCCGUUGCCCUCGCUGGAGCGAGCUCUCGAACUGACCGCAAUCUAUUUUGACAUCGCUGUGGUCACGUAUCGGUUCCUCCAUCGAGGACUCGUGGAGCAGUGGGUGGGUGAGCUAUUUCAGGCAAAUAUGCAAACCCCCAACAACGUACCAUCGGGACCGUCAGUGGCACGAAUGUGCAUUUGCUUCAGUAUCUUUGCCAUCGGCACACUGUAUGAUCGACGAGGACGAGCCGACCAAGCAGAGUCGGACGCUCAAAGCGAACGAUGGUUCGCCAUGGCAAAGCAUCUGGCAGCAAUUGAAACUGGACCGCCUCGUCUCGAGACAGUCCAAGCUCGGUUGAACAAUUGUUUAUACCUACUUGCCUCGUCGCGAGUAAGCGAAGGCUGGUUCUCCUUUGGACUGACAGUUCAGUUGGUCACAGUGCUUGGCCUUCAUCGAGCGUCGUGGCCAAUGGGUGAGAAGGACAAGCCAUACAGUUUCUUAGAGCAGGAAUUGCGCAAAAGAACGUUCUGGAGUGUCUAUACGCUAGACAGAUACAUCAGCGUCACAUUUGGGCGGCCUCAACUUAUGCAUGAUGCAGACAUUGACCAAGAGCUUCCCGGGGAGGUGAACGAUGAGGAUCUUCUCAUAGAAGACCCGGCUUUUCGAAGUGGCAAACCAGAUCAUACCAUGGUUGCUUCGGUUCUUCACUACAGACUCACCCGAAUUCUGGGUGACAUUUCACGGCAGUUGUACUCAGCGAAACCGUGCUCCUCAAAGACCCCGGUCGAGCGUACAGUACUGUUAAUAUUGGAGCUCGACAGGUGGAAAGAGAGUGUCCCUGAUACGCACGAUGUAUGGCGAUCACAGAUUCUACAGAUGGCCUAUGCACACGCUAUCAUUCACACUACACGCACACUCCUCUUCAUGGACACCAAGGAUGCGUCCGUAUCGGGGGCGCCCACCGCCACCAUCAUCUCAUAUAUCGACAAAUGCAUCGCAUCGGCAGAAGAGAUCAUGACUAUUGUCAAUGAACUCGCGAAUAAAGCGACUCUGAUUCAAGGCUACUGGUUCACCAACUAUGCGUGUUUCUGUGCCGUCACUGUCAUCUAUAUCUACAUGAUUCGCCAGCAUGAGCCCUCGGCAAUGGCGUACGUGGCUGCCCACCGCGUGCAUGAUCCGACUCGAAUUAGAUAUCUUUUCAGCCUCGCCGAAACGUGUCAGCAACAUUUGGGUCGAGUUACAUCUCACAGCAGUCGAAAUCGACGAUAUGGCGUAAUUUUGGAAGAGCUUCGACUGGAGGUUCACCGGCGAAUUGUUUCUCAUCUACGACCAUCUCAUCCGGCCGAGUCGCCAGAGAAUGAUGGGGGCGGAUUGCCGUAUCAACCGAAUGCACCGUCUGUGAACAGUGAUGCUGGCCUCACGCUGUCGAAUACCUCCACGGGCUCAUCUCCGGCGCCAUGGAAAGGGAUCGGCAUUGCCCCUGGUCCGGACAUUUUGAACACUGACUCAGUUGAGGAUCUCUUAAAUUUAGGAGAUCCCACUGGGUUCUUUGAUAAUGUUGAAAACUCACUGAUGUGGUCACAACCAGACUAUUUUGCUUUUCCUAAUCAGAUUGAUGAACCGCCCAUUUUUCGAUUUUGA